Giardia duodenalis is the source of this 720-nucleotide messenger RNA. RefSeq lists its product as uncharacterized. NCBI's taxonomy places the organism in Eukaryota, Fornicata, Diplomonadida, Hexamitidae. Bases 1 to 720 code for a protein of 239 amino acids. The transcript has a single exon. The record is from RefSeq and is a predicted model, not a curated record.
AUGCAGUACAACUCCAACAUGCCCCAAACUAUGGGUAUGGGCGCUCCUGCCGGUAUGGUGGCCCCGGGGCCCAUCGCCUCAGGCAAUCCCUAUGCACCAGCGCAACAGCCGGGAUGGCAGACCUCAGAACCCGGGAACGCUAUCGGGAGCUCCGGGAUGAACCUUGACAACAGCGCCGUUAACAACUUCAGGGCUUCCCAGCCCCCGGUUCCUGAUAGGGAUAACCUCGGAAACGACGAUGAUGAGUACGCAAAAGCGCGUCUUCCCGUUCGCAUCCCAGACACGUACCCUGUGAGCAAGGGUACUUGGGCUACCGUACUAAAGUGUGUGUUCUCUAUCACGCACUUUCUGACCUGUCUUGCGUUCAUUUUGUCUAUCUUCUACAAAAUCAACAACGGCGGGUUUGAGUUCUACUGGCUCAUGUGCUCACUCUUCUUCGGCUUCAUCACAAUCCUGUUUGGCCUCUGCCACUUAGACCUUGCAAUCAUGAGGAAGUUCCUGGACACGAACCCUCUGCUGCUCAACAAGUGGGCUUCCCUCGUUGUCCUUUCGUUUCUUUGUCUUGCAUACCCUUACAAUCUUUCGUCGGAGCACAUGCCUCGCUUCGUCGGGUCCAUAAUUAUGUUCUUAGUGGUGUGCGUUACUACUGUGCUAAUAUUGUACGGUGUAAUCGGACUUUUCCUUUGUCCUCGCCGUCCAGCCCAACGUUCGUAUGUAUAA